Messenger RNA from Mercenaria mercenaria, 5644 nucleotides. RefSeq names its product matrix metalloproteinase-2-like. Gene Ontology annotation, molecular function: zinc ion binding; metalloendopeptidase activity. The transcript is spliced from 8 exons. The coding region runs from base 130 to 1605 and encodes 491 amino acids. Gene Ontology annotation, cellular component: extracellular matrix. Gene Ontology annotation, biological process: extracellular matrix organization; collagen catabolic process; proteolysis. The record is from RefSeq and is a predicted model, not a curated record. Lineage: Eukaryota; Metazoa; Mollusca; Bivalvia; Venerida; Veneridae.
GCAAUUUUGUUCUAAUUUCAGAAAUAUCUAGGUCAAUUCGGAUACCUUUUUGGUCCAAACCAGGAAACGGGACCUUCGGGUUUAACGUCAAAGGCUGUGUACGUAGAGGCCGUUAAAAAAUUACAAAGAAUGGGUAACAUACCGGAAACGGGUGUUGUAGACAGACGUACACUUGAACUCAUUAAAAAACCGCGGUGUGGCGUAAAGGACGAUAUGGGACCUGAGUCGCUUACACGGCACCGACGGAAAAGAUACGUCACGGCGCCAUCCAAAUGGGAGAAAAGUGGCCUCACAUACAGAAUUAUCAAUAUGACGCCGGAUCUUUCUGCUGAUAAGGUACGCCGAAUCAUUAAAAAUGCUUUUAAAGUAUGGAGUGACGUCACAUCCCUCACAUUCUCAGAGACGCUUAACUCCGAUGCUGACAUUCUGAUCCAGUUUGCGGAAGGAUAUCAUCAUGAUGGCUACCCUUUCGACGGCCAAGGGUCAGUUUUGGCGCAUGCGUUCUUUCCUGGUGACGACAGAGGCGGAGAUACUCACUUUGAUGACGCUGAACACUGGACGUUCAACUCUUCCGAAGGAGUGGAUCUGUUUAUGGUAGCUGCACAUGAAUUCGGUCACGCCCUAGGACUGGCCCACAGCAGUAAUACAGACGCCCUCAUGUACCCGUGGUAUCAGGGGUACGUGGACGGGUUUAAACUACCGUACGAUGACGUCGCGGGAAUCCAAACUCUUUACGGUUCAAAGGGAGAUGGCCGUCUGCCACCGCGGCCCGACCCUCCAACACGACGACCCCCGGUGACCCCAGACCCCCGAGACAGAGACAGAGACAGGGAUCGUAACGAUGGUUACACCGUAAAUCCCCGGCCCACCCCUAAAAGACCAGAUUACGCUGUUAAUCCUUGCUCACACUCGAUUGACGCAAUAACAGUUAUACGAAAAGAAGUCUUCAUCUUCAUUGGUUCUCAAUUUUGGAGACUUGGAAGCAAUGGAAUGAGCUCCACACCGACACAGAUCAACCAGUUCUGGUACGAUCUCCCGGAAGAUGGCAUAGACGCUUUGUAUGAACGGACUGAUGGGAAAAUUGUUUUCUUUAAAGGGGACAGAUUUUGGAUGUUCAGCAGUAACCACAUGGUAUCCAAUUUUCCAAAAGAAGGCCGACGAUUAACAGAGCUUGGAAUAGAUAAAGAAGUGAAGAAAAUUGACGCCGUUUAUGUGUGGGCGUACAACAAAAGGACAUACUUAGUUACAGGCGACAUGUACUGGAAACUCAACUCCAAAGACGAUUAUAUAGAAUACGAUUAUCCCCGUGAUAUGAGUAUAUGGAGAAACGUGCCAGUUCCAUUAGAUAGUGCGUUUCAGCAUUGGGACGGUAAAACCUACUUUCUUAAAGGGGACCAAUUUUGGGAGUUUUACGACAAUAAAAUGAGGACCCGCAGAAAAGAAGGAAAACCCAUUUCUAAACUUCUUGGUUGCCGAAAUGGAAAACUCACUCCCUAUUCAAUGGCCUUAGAAUUAGAAGACACUGACGAUGGAUCGUCUGCGACGAGUGUUCAAAUAUUAUUUUCUAAUCUAGUCAUUUUACUAUUUUGUAUACAUGUCUUAUAAUGAUAGAUUAAGUAUGUAUUUAUUUCUCAUAUCAGUUUACAUGAAGCGAGAAUUUAUCAUGAUAAAAGUUGCACUCUAUAGAAAAGGUACCUAGUUAAACAAUGAUGGGAAAAUGAUGUUUAAAGUAAAACAAUGGUCACGUUUGCGUGCGCUCUAUCUCUAUUCUUAGUGGUAAUUAAGUAAGCCUAUAUAAUGAAAGAUGAGCUAUAAAUAUCUACAUUAUUUUUUUAAAUUCACUGUAUAAUUAUUUUCUUACUUUUAGUAAUUGGUUAAGAUAUACAGCAAGGCAAUAUCUAUUAACUUUUAUUUUUAAAGCAAAAAAAAUCAUUUUGAAAUUGAUUUUCUUAAUGUGUAAAGGUCGUUUUUUUAUUUGGAAGGAAAAAAAACUAGUUCUUAUGUUUACGUAGCAAAAUAUAUCAUUGUCCGCUGAAAAUACAUUUCCGAUUUUUUUACUGGGGUAAAAUGUAAGUUUAUAGAGAAAAAUGCAACUUUGUUUGGUUGAUACCAUGUCCAGGAUCGUGCCUAUUUGUACAAUCAGUUUAUGAAUGUUUGUGGUCUUGUAACUGCUUUAAGCAGACACGUGUGUGUAAACUAGUUUCAUGAAAUAUCUGAAGAAAAUGUAUGCAUAUGUUUUAAGCAAUUUCUAUUCCAAUGCUGUACAGCAUUUUUUUACCACAGGGAUCAAAGUUCAGCUCAAACGCAAAUCACUGCAGAUGAAUCACCUAGAUAUCAACUAUUGUCUAUACCAUACAGUGGUGUUGAUUUCUUGCUACUCGCACCAGUGUCGGUAUCAUACGGAAUCCUGGUAGGAUUCCGUAGUAUCAACGUAAUCGCGUUGAUUUUUUGACAGCAUUCAGUAAUUGCAAAUUGCAAUUAAAAAGUUUCGACCAAAAUAUUUUCAUUUUCUUCAUUUCGAUUGACCAUAAAUCUGUUGGUCAGUGCUUCAUGCAAUAGUGAAAUUUGUAUGAAGAGAUACCAAAAAGGGCUAUUGUGAAACAACGUGAAGUCCUCUUUAAAAUACUGCAGUGAAUUCCAUAUUUUACGGGGUUACAUCAGUAGUGAUUUAGAGACAUAGCGUAGUUUUCUUCAUCCAGUACCAUCAAACAUUAGAUAGCUGCACUUCCACCAUAGCAUUAAAGUCAUUUGAAUCGUGCAUAAAAUACCCUUUUUUUACAACACUGACAUCUCAUCCUGUGGCCGUUCUUCGAAUUUUCGAAAUAAUUUUUCGUGAAGAACGUGCAGUAAAGGAUGAUACCAGUUGGAAAACCCAGGAACAGAUUUGUUCUUGACUUUCCGCAGACCUUCUAUGGGUGCCAUUAUAUGCCUUGCCAUUUCCUGGUUGUGAGAGAGCAUGUGAGAAAAUUUGUAUCAAAUGCGAAAUGUAGUCCCACUUGUCAUUUUUUGCGCAGUAUUGAAAAAUUAAUCAUACUCGAUAUAAAAGUCUUGUGUGUUAGUGAUUAAUAAAAGUUACCUCCCUUCUUUCAAACACAAAUCUGGAGUUCAUGGUUAUGUGCUUUAUGCUAUAUUGUAGAAAAGGUACUAGACUGUUUUGAGAUAUACUUUUGAACCCUAGGAUUAAACGUUAUAAUGUUGACUUGGUUAUGUUUACGCAUGCGUAUUUUUAACCGUAUCUGACAUUACUAUUUGCAUAAUAAGUCGAGAUUUUAUACUAAAUCUGAAAAUUUUAAGUGUUGAACACGUGCUUUUAUAUUUUAACUUUGUAUUCGUGUAUCAAAGUAAAAAUUUUGAUGACACCUUUAUAUUUUAAUGAGAUUGUAGAUAGAUUAAACAUGUACGUAGUGGUGUUCUAUGAAUGCUUAUUGUUAAAGUUGUUAUCAUAAAAGAUGUAAAUACUCAUUGCUUCUAUAAUAUUGAACGAAUGGUGUGUUAAUAUGUUAGUUUAUCCUGAAAGUGCUAUACAUGUAUAGAUUACAGUGUGUAUGUCUCUAGCAUUUUAUAAUGCACCAAGAUAUAAUAUAGUGAUUUGUCUAAAACUUCAUAUUUUUUGUCAUUCAAAAGAACAACACCACGAUAAAAGGAACGUUUUGGAAAAAUGACGUUUGGACGGUGAUAGUUGGAUUUUUUUAUGUUUUGUUUUGAUAACAAUAACAAUUAUAUAGUUAAAAUACAUAAAGGAGAAGUAAAAUACUGAUAAAUACAAAUGUAUGGUACUCAUAAGAUAUACUACAAAGUUUGCUUGUUGUUUUUUUCACAUGAUGUUCAAAGUGUAUGUAUUUAAUCGUCUCAUAGUUCAUGCAGAUUUAAAAUGAGCUACAGCAGUUAACAAUAACCGACCAUUUUUAGCAGCCUCAUACCGCUAUAUCCGGGCAUUACGAGUAUAAAAGGUACCAAAUAUAAAGUUGAUUUAAACCUAAGUAUCCCAAAUACAAUGUACCGAAAAUAUUCUGUAUCAAAAGUUUGCAUGAACUGUAGAGGUGAAUUUCUUUUAAAUAUAUCAUCAUUAUUUAGUUAUUAUAUAUUUUAACAGUAUUUUGUAAAUCAAAUUUUGUUUUGUUUUAACAAACUGUUUCUUUUCAUGUUCCAAUAGACGGAAAUCCUGUGUAUAAAUUUUGUGUCUCUUUUUCUGCAAUUUAUUUUACAAGUAUAUUUUAUAUGCAAUAUUUAUUCAUGUACGAAGCAGCUCUGUGUACAUACCGUAUCCUUUAUAAACUUCCAUUUUCAAAUAUUUUUUAAGUUGUGUUUAAUUUUUAUAAAUUAUUUGUAAUGCUUUUGUUCUUAUGUUUUUCCUUAUAUUUUGGGAUGAUGUAUGUUUUAUAAGUCGGAAAGUAUGCAACGUCGCUUUGUAAACUUUCGUGUCAAUACUUUAGCUUGUUAUAGGUAUCUUGGGUAUGACAUGACUCCAUAACAUGUUUUUUUUUCUUCUUCAGAUUUUGAUUUCUUAACGGUGGGUGUAUUUUUCCUCAGCAUUUUAGGUUUUUAUGUUCUUUUGGUUAUGCUUGUAGUUAGGUUCGUCUUGGGUUACCAUACACUUUUCCCAGUCUUGUUACUUAGUAACCGAUGACGUCAUGAAAUACUCCUUUCGCCGGAAAUACUCAAGGUAUUUUUUAAAAAUGAUUAUAAACGUGUUAGAUAUUUGUGGGCUGUGUGAAUCCACAACAAAUAAUUUCUAUUUUGGUCAUGAAAAUGUGUUUUACAUCUUGAUUCAGUGUCUUCAUUUUCAUCACUAUAUACAUGGUCCACCAUUUUUUAAACGAUAUAAAUGUGUAGAAUAAGUCUUUCUAUCAAACUCAUACGCAGUGAUCUCCCUUGCCACUUCGCUAAGAAGCGGCAAGGGAGAUCACUGCGUAGCAGUUUGUCUUGCUAUACUUGAAUGGAAACUUCUGAUGGAUCGCGUGAUGUCAUUGAAGAUCAUAAGGACCUUUGAAUUUUCGAAAUAUUUUUGCUUUCACUGCUUCAUCAGACAUCAUAUUUUGCACUUGUUUUAACUGUAGACUUGUCAUGAAUUGACAGUUAGCAAAAUUGUUAGAUUUUAUGAAGUUAAAUUCUGCAUGUCUUGCAGAUUUACGUUAUUCAGCAAAUUUUAGGAAACAAAAUAUAAUACAAAGACUCAGUAUUGAACUGUAGAAAAUAUAUUCAUAUUAACUGUGUUUGUUUUAUUGCACAUUACUUAGAAAUGUAUCCAUAUUGCACAAAUUGUCAAUUUGCGUAUUCAUAGUCAGGCCGGUUUCUUUGUAUUAUGAUAGGUGCAAUAUUCAUAUUUUUUCCAACCGUCUUUUAUUAUGCCCAUUUUCCUUGUCAGAAAUAUAAACCAUAUUGUAUCUUAAAAAAGUUACAACAAUAAAUAGGCUCUUGAAUAAAUCUAAGAUGACCUCCCACAUUCUUUCAAUUUUUACAAUUUAAGAGUUUGAAAUUACUCAGUGCGCAUGCCAGCAUGUUUAGAUUCAUUGCCCAUAUCUGCUUAAAGUACUUUUGUGAUUCUACUGAUGCCCGGAUUUUGAGCCUAGUUUUUGUUGUUGCUUUUAAAAAACAUUAUCAUGUACUGAAAAUAAAACUUUCAGCAAAUAAAUAAAUAAAGCAG